AUGGCCGAUGUCACGCUUUUCAAAAAAGUCGCGUCUCCCGGAAAUUUCUCAUACAUCGAUCGUCCGCUUGCGAAUCCGCGAAAGCAGGCUAUUCGACCAUUUGUUUGUUGGCAAUGUCUCGCACAUAUUCAUCAAGCUUCAGGGGGCAGUCGAAACGCACGACGGCCCGUCAGGUCGGGCUCGGGGCCAUCAUUACCACGAACUCGCCGAAUCUGGGGGGACAUUUCACAUCGGCCUCUUGAAGAUGCUAUUGCUCGUCCAGCAGCCGUUGUACCCACCGCCGCCGACAUCUUUUCCAAACUACGACUACCCGAAGGGUCAGACACGAGGGAUCGCUUAAAGCAAUGGGAGAUCGAUCACCUACCUAGCUUUGCUCCUGUAAUACAUGAAAACGAUAGCCCAACAACUGAAGUUAUAUCAAACACUGUAGCGCGGCCGCCUUCAAACAACGAAGUAGAGGUUGCUGAUGAAGAUGGCGGAGAUGCUAUACCUCGCUUCGAUGAAGAUGAUCUCGUUGAUAUUGGCACAGGUCGAAUGUUUCUACUUCCCGGAGAUCUUGUAGAACUUUCGUUUACGAGCACUCGCCAGCCAGAACUUGCCAUUUUUAUCCGGGACGUCGGGCAGCAUGGUCAAUUCUAUACUAUGACAGGCCGAUGGGCAAGCCUUCGAAGCAGCGUAACGAAAUUCUUUGUCCCGGGCUUUGUGCAACCCAACGCAAUUGAUGAAAUACUCCCUUACCUGCCGGACCCCUCGGCCGUUUCCGCAGAUAUGGUGGACAGACUACACCCGUUCAGUGACGCGCUUCCUAGAAACAUUGGAAAGGGUCUUCUUCGUAAGAUGCAAGAUUUUUGGGAAGAAGCAGACAGGGCCUAUCUCAAAAUGGCUCCGCAGCUGGAAAAUGUUCAUAAGCGCAUCGCCGAUGAGCUUCGGCCCCGCCAUGCGAGCCUUGAGGCUAUUGCGGAUAUGUUAUAUGGACCAGCGUUAUUGAAGGAUGAUCAUGGUAAUUUCGCCAAGCCUAUCCUUUAUGCGAUACAUCGGCGCCUUAUGCUCAGUGACGUCGGGAUUCGAGUUCCUCCGAAGGGGACCUUACGUGCAGGAGGCGAAUAUGAGAUUCUUCCGCAUAUUGAAGUAAAGGAGGUUAAUAGGGUUGUUGAUCACGUCCGCAUGUACAUCGCGGGGAAGGCUGAGAGCGCGCCGUCUAUCACUUUGGGCCCCCUCCGUGGAUUUGUUGUCAAAUGUCGACGUCUAAUUGAUAGUGGCCGAGAGAACCGGCAACUCACCCCUUUUGGAACUAUCGGGCCCUCAUCAAAGUUAGAAGCUACCAGCCAUUAUCGAACAGGUUCAAAGCAAGCUCCAUUUACCGAGAUGGAUAACCUAUUUAUUCGAUUUAUCGAAUCUUGGAGCGCUUUGAAAAGUUUCUCCAAUACAUCACAGCUCCAUAGCAUAGCCUCUGCAAUUCUGCGGGCGGUUGGCCGUUAUGAAGGGAUGGCAUUGGACCAGGAUACGGGAUGGACUCUUUUGCAGGAAAUAGGCGCCAUUCCACCGUGGGGAACUCGAGCCCCCUACGAGCUUAGAAUACCCCACUUUGGGCGAAGGCUUCGACCCAACUUUGAUAGCAAUGCUCAGAAAGACUUCACCGAGGAUAGGCUGGCUUAUAUGCGCAAGGACUGGGGCGAUCUUCCUGUGUUCUGUAUUGACGAUGUCGGUGCUCACGAAAUUGACGACGGUAUCUCGAUAGAAGCGACUGGCGUAGAUGGUGAGUACUGGGUACAUGUUCAUGUUGCUGAUCCAGCAUCACAUAUACACCCGGAAAGUGGAGUUCGAUACUAUGCCGAGGACCAAAUGCAGACGUUCUAUCUGCCAGACCAUGUUCAAUUUAUGAUUGAGCCAGAGUUCGUUGCAUCGAAGCUCAGUCUUGCUCCUGGACGGCCCUGUUUGACAAUUAGCGCCAAGAUAAGUUCGAGUGGGGAUAUUCUUGAUCAAAAAAUAUCACCAGGCACCAUCCACAACGUCGUAUACAUCACUCCAGCCGUUCUUGACGAAGUCACCUCUGGAACCUCGGGGCAGCGCACAAAUUACGAAGCUACUUAUUCGGUCGGUUCAAGUCCUUCAGCAACUAUUCCAUCCAGGCCACUCACCCAAAAAGAUGAACUCUCCACUGCUCAUAAGGAGACGCUUAAAAUACUACAUAGACUUGGAUUUGCCCGUUCCAAAAUUUUGCAGGCCAGAGGUGGUACGUUUAUUGGGAACCAAAAUCAAGAAAUCUCGGUUGAUUUCAACGGAGCCCCUUGGACACCUUCUCCCGCCACCUUCAGUCUUUGCCAUUAUGGCGACCCUACAAUUAAGGUCACAAAGCCCGCUCCAGUCGACCUGCAGCGCUCUAGCCCCGUGCCAUAUCUAAUGUUGCUGGCUGGCGAAGUUGCUGCAAGGUGGUGUUAUAUGCGAGGCAUUCCAAGCAUUUACCGCAUCACCCCGCGUAACCCAGCCAAGGAGAGUCCUACAGACUUUUUUAGCAAUGUGGUCCUCCCAUCACGAGAUGAAGGAGGAAAUAUACCGAUUGAGGUUGCGUCCGAAUAUUUCAACCUGAUUGGGCCGGCCCAACCAUCCACGAUUCCUGGGCCGCAUGUAGCAAUCGGGGCAGAGAUGAUAUCAAGAUGCACAAGCCCUCUGCGCAGAUUCACCGAUUUGCUCGUGCACUGGCAGAUAGAAGCCGCAUUGCGAGAAGAGCAUCGACUAGGUCACUCCCUCAUUGGCAACACAAAGGACAACUUUCUCCCCUUUACGAAAGAAAAGCUUGAUGCGUUAUUGCCUCGCAUCGACACCAGAGAAAGGAAUCUAAAGAUGAUUGAAAAUGACGCACGGAAAGCCUGGUUUGCGCAAUUUCUUGUCCGUGCUUGGCAUUUUAAGGAGGCAGAGAUUCCAUCACCACUUACUGUUGCCGUAAGAAAGAUCAGUGAAUCCAAGACAUUUGCCUUUGGAUUUAUUGAUGAAUUCUUGGCACCUGUCAGGUUCGACAUGCCAAAUUGGCCCGAUGCUAUCCAACCAGGUGAUCUUCUCGAAGCGGAGAUUGAAAACAUCAAUACCGCAUCAGGUCAAGUAGCUGUCAAAAUCCUGCGCCGCAAAGGUGUCUUGGAAAGUGACAAGGAGGCGUAG
Molecule: messenger RNA, 3153 nt
Organism: Venustampulla echinocandica
Lineage: Eukaryota; Fungi; Ascomycota; Leotiomycetes; Helotiales; Pleuroascaceae
Exons: 4
Coding region: 1-3153 (1050 amino acids)
Biological process (GO): mRNA catabolic process
Cellular component (GO): P-body; exosome (RNase complex)
Molecular function (GO): 3'-5'-RNA exonuclease activity; RNA binding
Source: RefSeq, a predicted model, not a curated record